GGUAAAAAGACCAGGCCUCAUUAUGUAGCUCAGAUAGCCUGAACUCAUAAAUGGUUCUCCUGCCUCAGCCUCCCAAGUGAUGACAGAUGUGUGCUGCCAGGCUCAGCUGGGUCCCUCAGCUGGGUCCCUGUGGGGACAGCAUCCACCUCUGUGGAAUGUGCUGUGUUCCUUAGCCUGUCCCUUCCCAGUUUCCUACAACUAAACUCUUUGUCCCCCAAUUUGCAUAGAGACCCCUGACUAGUCAGCUCCACCCGAGCCCUCUCUCAGGAGCCAGCAGCCUUGGAUCUCUGCCCCUUUGCUGCACAGCCUUGUGGGCAGGAGCUGGCACCCUACGGUUCACCUCUAAAUACAAUCCCUGUCUCCCAGAGGACAGUCCCUAAAGAAGGGGCUUGAAGGACAGCUGGCAGAAAAGAAACUUCACAAUGGGAGGAAGGUGGCCAGGUCUUUACAGCAGGAAGCCUCCCCCAGCCCUACCCCAGCUGAUACGAGGAAAGAGCUCAACAGAAUAGCGUGUCCCUUUGCCCAGCACCUCUUUGGUCCUAUUAGACACAGGGCAGGGCCCCAGAAGUCACUGCCUGCUUUCAACUCCCUAGUCUGUGUGGUCUGGGGCAAGGAAGGGGCUUUGUGUUUUGUGGUCUGGGCCUCAGUUUUUUCAUCUGUGAAGUGGGCACUAUCAAAGCUCUGUGGGUUGUGAUGAUAAAGGGGGCUACUGAGUGGCCAGGCUCAGAAGCCACUCCCUGUAUGUGCUGUUUCCCAGGUACUAUGUGGGGCACCCGCAGCAGCACCUGGUAAAUGGGUCAGCUGGUGCUGUAUGGAAGGGCCAGCCCUAGCCUGGGCGGACUCAUCUGCUUGACAACUUCAAAAAGCAGGUGCCAACCUGGCCUAUUCAGCAAUGAGGAAGCUGAGGCUCAGAGAGAUGAAGUCACUGACCCACAGUCACACAGCUGGGCCACAGAGGAACUAGCAGACCGUGUCUAUUUGAGAUUCACUCUGCCUCCUCCAUACCAGAAGAGGUGCCCAGAAACCUGGUGUGAGGACUCACCACCCCCUCCUGGGUUCAUCCUGUCAGAGGCACCCAGUCCUAGAGAGCAGCAGGCUGGGCACCUGCCCAAAGGGCGGGGACACGCGCAGGAGAACCGGCCGAGCGGGCGCCACUGGGCUCCAGCCAGGCCUGCGCGGGGCCACAGGCAGGGAGCUGGGGCCGUGUGGCCACCACCAGGUCACGGGGGCCAUCAUAGAUCCAGGGAGCCAGGAGCCCCGCCAAGCUGAACACUGACCCUUCUAUGUAGGACAGGGCCACUGACGUCACGGCCCGCCAUGCAGAAGAACUACAAUGUGCACUUCACCAAGAAUGCCCGGACCCCCAAUGAACGAUAUUUUUUGGACCCCGAGUUGGGGCACCAAAAAGGAUGCUGCCGUCAGUGGUACCAGGACCCGGUGGCCACUCACACCCAUGGGCCCUAUCAGCUGUCCCCCCAGGCUCACUGGCAGCAGACUUACCGCAGCCACCGAAGUGGCAGCGGCUGUCGCCGGUGUCCCCAGCCCCUCAUUCUGCAGCGACCGCGGCAGCAGCAGCAGCGACAACCCCCACCCCUCCCUCCCAGCCCGCUGCGGCAGCGGCAUGGUCCAGUUCGUGGGGCCCAGAAGGGGUCACCCCCGAUCGCCGCUGCCCGCAUGGGACCAGCCAGCGCCUCCCAGCCUGUCACCUCCUCACCCACCGCAGUAUCAGCCAUGGCCAGCAGCGGCCCAGCCCUGCCCUCUGCAGCCGGCGCCCUCCUGGAGCCCAGCGAGCCCACCGAGGCGCGGCCCCUGCCUGCGCCCGCAGCCUGCGGCUCCUUCACCUCCUACGGCGCGGACAUCCUGACAGAGGAUGAUGUCUACUGCAGCUGUCUGGCUAAAACUCUGUGUCACGUGCCCGUCCCUGUGACUGUGGGCUUCUAUGCUCCCUUCGGCUGCCGUCUUCACUUGAUGUUGGAUAAAAUCAUGACGCUGAUGCAGCAGGAGGCCGCGCAGCGUGAGAGUGAGGAGCUGCAGCGCGUGCAGUGGCAGCCACGGCGCGUGCGCGGCUGGGGCGUCCCGCAGCUGCUGUGGUUCCUGGUGUUUCUACAGCCGGUGAUCACCGAUCUGCACCUGCGGCGCAGGAACGUGCGCUUCCUGUUCAUCCGCUUCAGUGCCUGGCAGUACGCAGGCACCGACAAGCUGUGGGCGGGGCUGGUGACCACGCUUUGCGACGGCAUCCGCCACCACUACGGCGCGCUGCCCUUCAGCGUGUACUCGGUGCUGGGCAACAAGCCCUGUGGCCCGCGCGAUGGCCUCUGCCAACGCGAGUGGCACUGCCGACGUCGCGUGUGCCUGGCGCUGCUGGCGCUGCUGGCCGCGCUGUGCCUGGGCGUGGGGCUGCUGUACCUGUCGCUGGGAGGCCACGCGCCGGGCCACGGAGAGCGUGGCGUGCUCAAAGCGCUGGGCGGCGCGGCCACCACGCUGUCCGGCUCCGGGCUGCUCAUGGCCGUGUACUCCGUGGGCAAGCACCUGUUCGUGAGCCAGCGCAAGAAGAUCGAGCGCCUGGUGUCGCGUGAGAAGUUCGGCAGCCAGCUGGGCUUCAUGUGCGAGGUGAAGAAGGAGGUGGAGCUGCUCACGGAUUUCCUGUGCUUCCUGGAGAUCUACCAGCGACGCCGGCUGCGCGUGGUCCUCGAGGUCACCGGGCUGGACACGUGCUACCCGGAGCGUGUGGUGGGCGUGCUAAACGCCAUCAACACUCUGCUUUCCGAUAGCCACGCGCCCUUCAUCUUCAUCCUGGUUGUGGACCCCAGCAUCCUGGCCGCGUGCCUGGAGAGUGCGGGUAACAUGAAGGGCACAGCGGACAACGGAUACCUGUUCCUCAACCGCACGGUCACGCUACCCUUCUCGGUGCCGGUCAUGGGCCGUCGCACCAAGUUGCAGUUUCUGCACGACGCGGUGCGCAGCCGGGACGAUCUGCUGUUCCGGGAGUUGACGAUCAAGCUGCAGCCGCAGAGCCCCGGGGACUUGGGCGCAGGUGAGGGUACUCAGCUGCUGGCGGUGGAGACGCAGGCGGACGCUGAGCGCACGCAGGGCCGCGUGGACGCGGAGGCGGCGCGGCGCAUCCAGGAGGCGCUGUGCUGCUUGCACGACGAGGGUGAUUGCCUGUACGAGUAUGUGCCAGACAACGUGGUGUCCAUGCGGCGCAUCGUCAACACGGUGCCCAUCACCGUGCGCCUGUUGCAGCAGCAGCAGCAGCAGCAGCCCGACCGAGUGGGACCCACACCGCGGCACGCAGUGGCCUGGGUCGUCCUCGCCAACCAGUGGCCUUGUCGUCUCAGCUGGGUGCUGCAAUGCCUGGAGGACCGGCAGCAGGCAGGGGGCGCGCCAGAAGGUCGCGCACGUCUCUGGGACGUCUUCUGCGACAACAGUCGAGAGCUGCACACCAUGACCAAGGCUUUGCAGAACGUACUGGACCUGGAUGGCGACCCCGAGCUUUUUGAGCGCUUUCUAGGCACUGAUUUCCCCUUUACCGUGGCCGAGGCGCAGAGUUUGCUGCGCUGCACUGUCAACCUGGACCAUUCCAUCCGCCGCCGCAUGGGUCUCAUCAGGGCCGUCAGUGCGCUCAAGCCGCCCAGCCCACCCAAGUCCCCAUCCCAGGACGGUCCCCAGGCCAGUCCCAGAGCCAUUAUCGCCGCAGGCACGUCCCAAGCGUGCCAAGGAUCAGGACACAGUAGAGAGGCAUAUCAGACCCGGGAUCGGACGCAUGGGGGCAAGCCAAAGCCGAUGGCCUAGGUCCUUUAAUUUCAGGGGUGUAGAGGCCACUUGGGUGUGGGAUGGAGAACACCAGCCACAGGGGACAGCAACAUCCCACCUGCCCUGAUGAAGGUGUGAGGGCAAGAGUUAGGUUCAAGAGCAAUGGGGUAUUGGAUGGCCACACACCCAUAUGACUUUGGAAGUCAAAGGGCGCCAGGUAGGAAGGAGUAGGCAGCUGCUACACCAGUGCCUGAGCAAGCAGAGGAGUCAGUGAGGAACACAGAGUCAAAGACGCAAUAAAGGAAGCUGUGGAAAGCCAA
Molecule: messenger RNA, 4073 nt
Organism: Mastomys coucha (southern multimammate mouse)
Lineage: Eukaryota; Metazoa; Chordata; Mammalia; Rodentia; Muridae
Gene: Nkpd1
Product: NTPase KAP family P-loop domain containing 1
Exons: 5
Coding region: 1318-3792 (824 amino acids)
Source: RefSeq, a predicted model, not a curated record